GGUGAACAUGGCCGAGCGGGGUGAGAGGCAAGUAUUAGUUCACAUCCAGCCGGGCAGCCGUAUCAUACGGUUUAUAUCUAUCUUGAUUGUCGACUCAAGGAGAUGGAAAGUAAGAUCCUCACCCUCCUUGCCGCAAGCUGCUCCGUCCAACAUUGCAUAAACCGGCUUGCUUCUAUAUAAUUGCUCUUGUGUGAUAUUUGAAGUAUACUCAAAGUAUACUCAAGGCAGUUUCUCCAAACUAUCAACAUGGAAUUCUUGUCCGUUGAUGGCAUAGGUCCCCCGAGCCUCGUUGGAGUAUGCGUGUGCUUCGCGUCUCUGCUUUCGUUGUGGUCUAUUAUUACAACUAUCGCGGCAUGGUAUCGACUUCGACACAUCCCCGGCCCAUUCUUGGCCUCGUUAUCCCACCUUUGGGUAGCGAAAAGCAUACUCUUCGGUACGCUCGAGAAGGACUUCGUCGGGCUCGCAAAGUACGGGACCCUGGUACGGGUAGCGCCUAAUUAUGUCGUGACUAGCGAUCCAAAGGUCCUUCGCCAGAUUGCCUCAGCCCGAAGUAAAUACGGCAAAGACGAGUGGUAUGAAACAGUUAAAUUUGAUCCAAGGAAUGAGAACAUGAUCACUUUAAUCGAUACUCAUGCGCACGACCAGCGUAAAGCAAAGACGAUUAAAGGAUACAACGGACGAGAGAAUGCCGAUCUCGAGCAUGCUAUUAACUCCCAGAUCGCCCACUUCAUUGACGUCGUCCGGCGCAAGUAUCUAUCGGGGCCUGAAAGUCGAACUCGUUGUGUCGAUUUCGCUUCUUUAUCCCGUUACUUUACUCUAGAUGUAAUCACCCGGCUUGCGUAUGGCCAGCCGUUUGGCUUCCUAAAUGCCGACGGGGAUUUAUACGAAUACACGACCAUGGUAGACAAUACGCUCAAGGUGCAGAACCUUUGCCAGGAGAUUCCAUUUCUUAAGCGGAUCGUAUUUUCCCAUACCUUCUACGCAUUAUUCGGUCCAAAGCCAACGGACGAGAAGGGCAUUGGAAAGAUGAUGGGGAUCACGCAAAAGAUCAUCGAAGAAAGAUUCCGAGAUGCGAACCCUCCGGAUGAUAUGAUGGGGUCGUUCAUUCGCCACGGCAUGACAGAGGAAGAAUGCAAGAGCGAAGCUAUGCUUCAAAUUCUAGCUGGGGCGGAUACAAGCGCGGUAGCUAUUCGUACUACGUUGAUGUAUCUCGUGGCUACGCCUCGGGUAUACUCACGGCUUAAGACAAUAAUAAAACAAUGCGUGGAGCGCAACGAAGUGUCUACCCCUAUCACAUACGAGGAAGCUCAAAAGCUGCCCUAUUUAAAGGCAAUCAUCCUAGAAGGCAUUCGAAUGCGAAGCCCCUCCACAUACGGACAUUACAAGAAAGCUCCACCAGAAGGGGACGUGAUCAACGGGAUUUUCAUUCCUAGCGGUACUGCGGUCGGCCACAACUCCCUAGCCAUGACCCGCAGCGAAGCCAUCUUCGGCGAAGACGUCGAGAUAUUCCGACCAGAGCGUUUCCUCGAGGGCGAUGAAAAAACCAAUGCCGAAAGAGCGUCUACGAUCGACAUCAUCUUCGGCAAUGGCCGGUGGAUGUGUGCUGGGAAGCCCAUCGUCAUGAUGGAGCUUCACAAAGUUUUCUUCGAGUUCCUUCGCGUAUUCGAUUUCCAGCUAAACAAUCCUGCCAAAGGCUGGGACGAAAAUGUAUACUUCCUGUUUAUCCAGUCGAACAUGUGGGUGACCAUCACAGAGGCCGAUGUAUAACGAAUAUGUCGUAUCUUAUCCUGAGUACUCCAAGACGCAGAGGAUGGGGAUUUCUCAAGUGGAUCUUGCCAUAUCACUUCUAGGUAAGACGUUGAGAAGACUGUGUGAAGAAACGGGGGACUUUCGCUUUUGAAUUACCAUUAUGAAAUUUCGAUGAGGCAAGACGUCCAGAAUGCCUCAUUGUUAUCACAUAUAUUUCACAUGGGAAGAACAUAUCGCCUAUGAUAACUUAGAAACCACUCGUUAAUAAAUAAGAGGUACCUAACCUAGGAACUUAUGAAGCAGAGAGAACUUUAAAAC
Molecule: messenger RNA, 2067 nt
Organism: Daldinia decipiens
Lineage: Eukaryota; Fungi; Ascomycota; Sordariomycetes; Xylariales; Hypoxylaceae
Product: cytochrome P450 monooxygenase
Exons: 6
Coding region: 247-1767 (506 amino acids)
Molecular function (GO): oxidoreductase activity, acting on paired donors, with incorporation or reduction of molecular oxygen; iron ion binding; heme binding
Source: RefSeq, a predicted model, not a curated record